AUGGAACCCGGCAGCUCGACCGGAAGACAACACAUACGAAGUACCGGCGACUUCGACGGAAGCUACUUCCCCGAGCCCCUAGUCGCGAGCGGCGCGCAAGAUCCUUCGAAGCCAGACGUCAAAUCACCGCUAAGCGAUGAUGAUUUCUCUGCGUGGGAUAUGCCGGAAGACAAGCCUGCUCAAGAACAGCAACCCGUGUCCUUGAACUCCGUUAUAGCAGAUGUGACCCCCGAUGCUCUUGGAGACGACAACACCACAAAUGUCGACAUUGAGCAUAGUACAACGGAAAAUAAAUCCCCGGAAAUUAUACCUGAAACCACCUCGAAUAAUGCUGCACACACCCAGCCUGAAGCCAAUAGUACAGUGGACACAGCACAGGAAGAAAGCUCUGAAGCGGACGCAUUUUUUGGGUCCAAUGAUGAGUCGGUCGAUUUCUCACAGCUACUGGCGGCGGGUCCUGAACCGGCACAAGGAUUAGCUCAACCAGAAGAGCCUGUAGAGGAGGCGCUCAAUGAAGCUGUGGCGAUUGAAGCUACGCCAGUUGAAGUAGAGCCUACAGUUCAAGCUUCCCUUUCGGAGACUUCCUCGGAUUCCCCUCAAGCAGAUCCCUCCUUAGUUGAGACAGCACAAGAUACACCUCUUCUCGAGGAGCCUUCAACCUCAUCAAUCGAUGCAGUAUUCGCAUCUAGCGAGGAGACGGAAGAUUUCUCAGCUUUACUAUCUACCGGUGGUGAACCCACUCACGCUUCGCUACAACCUGAAGUAUAUGAAAGUGAAGUGCUGCCCGUUGAAGCGCCUGCGGAUAUUAUGGAAGCUCCACCCGUAGCAUCUUUAGUUGAUGAACCACAAGAGCCAGAACAUCAGCAAGAUACCGCUGCUGAGGAGGUGACUAUAGAAAGGUCACUAGAAGUAGGUGCCCAGCUGCAGCCACACUUUGAAACUUCAGAACAAUCGGCAGCUACAGAUAUCUCAUGGAACAACCAAGCCGACGAGUUGGACUCUGAUGGCGACGACUUUUUCAAUCAACUCAAAACCCAGACCAAGCCUAUAUUUGCUCCUCCAGAGGCAGAGUCGAGAUACGAAGAAGGCGUUCCCUUGUUAGAGGAAGAUGGUCCCGAUUCUCCUGAUCGCGCUUUGUUUGACGACAAUGCGACUAAUGAUCCCUUUGCUCACGACGAGGAUGAUGAUGCGGAAGGGUUCUUCGAUUCCUCUAAACAAGCGGACGCCGACAAAGAGCCCUCUUUCCAUAUUACUCGUAAGAGCACAAGUCAAGUGAUGGAGUCAGUUGGGUUUGAUAUCGAGUCCCCAGUCAGCGAAAUCUCAGCAGCAGCCCAAUUUGAGGAUGUUAUUAAGGCUGCCGCAUCUGACGAACAGAAGGUUCAACCCCAAUCAAGCACAGUUGCUCCUUCAGAAGAUGAUUUAGCCGCUCGUUGGGAGGCAGAGCUAAGCGACGCGGAGGAAGACGAUCUGGCUGCGCGCUGGGAAGCCGCACUUGAUCUAGACGACGAUGACGAGCUGGAAGAUGACAUGGUUGAAAAUCAACAACCUGCUCCACAGAGUCCGUUGGUGUCGUCUAAUGGUUUCGGUGCCACGGUUUUGCAUAGCCCCUUUGAGACGCCCCAACAACGAGAGACACCUCCCAGACCAAUCCCCGGUGUAUACACACCUCAUCAACCUUCCACGGGAGAUUUGGUGGGAGGGGUUGGCAUCCCAGGUGCUCCGCUGCAGAAUCAGAGCAUGCCACCAUACUAUACGCAGCAACCACCAAACCCUGUUGCUACCAGGGGAGAGAGCUUUGCCGAGAGAUCAAAAGAAGGUUACAAGUCACCUUAUGAUCUUCCCGAGGGCCUCUCGCAACCUCGACGUCCUAUUGUCACUCAUAGGGCCCCUCCCCCCCAAGGUAUACCGAGCACUGCUGCGGUUCAUCAUGGUAUUUCAGCUGCGCCUGCGCCUGCAGCUACCGCUCCGCCACCUGCACCAAAGAAUUUCUUUGAAGAGCUUCCAUUGCCUGCCCCGAGGUCUCGUCCUGCUAGCUCAGGACGCUAUACUCCUAAUCCUACAGGCCCAAUGCCAACUGCGCCAUCACUCAUUUCGCCCCCAACAAACUCAUAUGCUCCUGUCGCACCUCCCGCUCCCGAGGCCCCUGCUGGCAUGCUUCAAAUUCAAUCUUCGCUUCAACCGCCCGAGCUCUUGGACCCGUAUGCUUCUAGUGGGAACCUAGCUUCAAGUGCCCCUGCAGGCCCUAAUGCAAAUUCAAGAUAUUCGCCAAAGCCUCCUAGCUUGCAUCCUUCGACCAAGCCGCCGUCGUUGCCAAGGUACUCGCCCGCACCUCCGCCUCCUUCAUCUGCCGGUCGGAACCGAUAUGCAUCGCAGCCGCUGAGUGUUCCUGGGCAAGGUGCCAAUUUGCCAUUCCAGCCUCGAACAUCUAGUCCCCUUGCAUAUCACGAGAAAGUAUCGUAUCAUCCUGAUGAGAACCAUCAGCAGCUCCCAGCUCCAUCUCUUCAACCAUCGGUUGAUCUUUCUCCUCCUCGUCAAAGACCUAGUGUUGAUCAAGGCUCGGGCUAUGCUCCUCAGCUAUCUAAUGGGUCCCCUUACUCUGCUAGUCAAGGUGCAGGAAGCCCGCCAGUCGCUACUCAACACACACCGCCCCGCUAUGCAGCCCCAGAAUAUCUCAACGAGUUCACGAAGCGUAUGGCACCUAGCAAUGAGUAUACUCCUGUCCCUGCAGUCACAGAAGUGCAGGUCUCUCCACCGAGUGAAUCGGGUUUCAUUUCACCCCGAAGAUCUCAGACUCAGUCUCCUGGUCAACAAUUGACAAGCCCAAAAUCAUUCGUGCCCCCCAUCGAAACGCUGCCACGUCCAGCUUCGGUGCAUGGCCCCGGCUCACCCACAAAGGCAGUUAACCCAUACGCCCCUCAGCAGGCUGCAAGCCGUGCUCGUGCAGCUUCUCGUGCUUCCCAGCAGCUCGAAUUCAUUGCACCUACAGAUGGGCAAGAACAGGAUCCCCUCCAGCGCUGGAAAGGUGCUCCUAUUUUCAAGUUUGGCUUUGGAGGAGCUGUUGUUUCCUGCUUUCCCAAGCAUAUCCCUCGUUACUCCGCUGGUAACCCGGCACCAAUGAUCAAGCCCACACUUGGUGAGCCUAAAUACUCACAGCUCGACUCAUGGCUAUCACCUACUGAUACCAUUGUCCCUCACCCCGGACCCUUGAAAGCUAAGUCCAAGAAGAGGGAAGUCUUGUCCUGGAUGUCAAGCAAGAUUGUCGCUUUUGAGAAUGAGGAGAUCCCUGGGUUGAAUCAAUUGCAACCUGAUUCGCAAAAACGCCACGAAGAAAAGAUUCUGCUGUGGAAGAUAACCAAGAUUCUUGUUGAGCAUGACGGCGUGCUUGAAGGCUCUCAUGAAAUCCAGAAGUCCCUCCGCCAGGUCAUUUCCCCUCAUCUUUCAGAGGCGCAGCCGGAAUCUUCUUAUGGAAAUUCUUUUGGUGUACCUAGUGGUUCCCGGCCUGUGGCUCUUCCAUCCCAAGCGGAUUCGAUUGAUCCACAGUGGGGUGAAGAGCUUCAUAACAAUCUACUUCUUGGUGAGCGAGAAAAGGCCGUCUGGAGUGCUGUCGAUAGACGUCUUUGGGGACAUGCGAUGAUCAUCGCAUCCACCAUGGAGAAGUCCAUCUGGAAGCAAGUUGUACAGGAAUAUAUCCGCCGUGAAGUUCGAUCCGCGACAGGAGGUGCUGAGUCAAUUGCAGCUCUCUACGAAGUCUUUGCUGGCAAUAUUGAAGAGAGUAUUGACGAGUUGGUACCACCAUCUGCACGAGCUGGGCAUCAUUUGAUCAGCAAAGCAGAUGGCCAGGGUCCCGCAAAGAAUGCCCUUGAUGGGCUCGAGAGCUGGAGAGAUACACUUGGACUUGUGUUGAGCAACCGCAGCACUGAUGACCACCAGGCCCUAUUGGCACUUGGUCACUUACUGGCUUCUUAUGGUCGUGUCGAGGCAGCACACAUCUGCUUUAUCUUCUCUCGUAGCGUUGUGUUUGGUGGAGCCGAUGAUCCCCAAGCUAAUAUUGUCCUCCUUGGAGCUGAUCACCAACGUUUCCCUUGCACCUUGCUCGAUGAAGACGCUAUUCUCUUGACUGAGAUCUACGAGUUUGCUACGUCUAUUCUGGCCAAUUCUCCCGUCGCCAACUUGCCACACUUGCUAGCCUUCAAGCUUCUCCAUGCCAAAUGCCUUGCUGACCGAGGUCGCAAGACAGAGGCUCAAAAUUACUGCGAUUCCUUGGCGGCAACACUUAAGGCAACUACUCGUCCAUCGCCAUAUCAUAAUCAGUACCUGUUUGCCGAAAUUGAAGAGCUAUCAGUGCGUCUUCGUCAAACAGGGGGCGAUGGUGCUUCAUCCUGGAUUUCCAAACCAAGCAUGGAGAAGGUCUCUGGCUCCAUGUGGGCUCGCUUCAAUAGCUUCGUUGCUGGUGAUGAUAGCGAUGCAGCAUCAACAGGGUCCGGCAAAGCGGCUGAGGCUGCAGAGUUUGGUCCAUUUGCGAAUGUAGCUGGAACCCCAACCGUGAGUCGGUCUCCAUCUGUGUCUGACAUAUAUGGUUCUUACCCUGGAGCCGGAUCACAGCCAAUUCCCACCGGUGCUCCUUCCAGAUAUCUUCCAUCGAACCAAUAUGCCCCGAACGCAUCGCCGGAACAAUUCCGGGGUCGAUCUUCAAUGGAUUCCCAACGGUCUGUUUCUGGUGGUCUUUCUUUUGGGCAACGUCGCAUGUCCCAGGAACCUGAAACCCCCGUGGAUUCUGUUUUCCAGGGCGCACCGAUCUAUGGAUCUCCGGGUACUGUUAACUAUCAGCCCACUCCUCCUCAGUCCUCCUACAUGCCCCUGGCUCCAGUAAAAGAGGAUGCCAGUCAAUCACCAGCUGAGAUGGCCCAGCCCGCAGUUAACGGGUUAUUCUACCACCCUCCCGGGCAGGAUAAUGGCGCUGCCACUCAAUCUCCUUUCUACCAAGGCCCGCCUGGUAUGCCGCAGGCAGAAAAUUCUGGUUACAUGCCCCCUGCGACCACUAGCUCCUACGAUCCUCCCUCCUAUGCACCUGAUAUGAGUGUUCCUCCGGAGCAAUUAGCCGAUGAGGAAGAUGAAGAUCCCAAGCCCAAGAAGAAGGCCUUCAUGGACGAUGACGACGAUGGUGAUCUCGCUGCACGAGCUGCGGCUCUCAAGAAGUCUCAAAAGCAAGAGAAUGACCGCCAGGCAGAUGAGGCAUUCCGAAAGGCGGCAGAAGAAGAUGCCAAACGCGGUUCUCAGCAGUCACAAAAGAAGGGGUGGUUUGGGGGCUGGUUUAGUGGCAAGAAGGAAGCCGACAAUGUAGGCGGUGGUCCUAUCAAAGCCAAACUUGGCGAGGAGAGCUCUUUCUAUUAUGAUAACGACCUCAAGAAGUGGGUUAACAAGAAGGAUCCCAACUCUGGAGGCUCUGCUCGUGCUACUCCUCCCCCUCCGCGCGGCUCCGCUCCUCCCAGUCGAACCAGCUCUGGCAGCAUGCCCCCUCCACCUGCUCCUAUGUCAGUCGCCUCUGGUAGCAGACCCCCAUCCUCUUCCAGUGAUGCUGCGCCUUUUUCCUCAAGUCCCGCCUUCUCUGGACUAGGAGUUCCGCCUCCUAUGCCUCGCUCAGUUUCCUCCAACGCGGCUUUAUCAUCGACGCCACCAGGUGGACCACCUCCGCCUCGGCCUGCUUCCUCUUUGAGCCACGCUCAGUCCAUCGAUGAUCUUCUGGGCGCUCCGGUGGCUCGAAAGGGUGCAAACACUGUACGCGGCAAGAAGAAGGGUCGCUACGUUGAUGUUAUGGCACAGUGA
This is a messenger RNA of Penicillium malachiteum, 5823 nucleotides long. RefSeq names its product COPII coat assembly protein SEC16 (gene sec16). Lineage: Eukaryota; Fungi; Ascomycota; Eurotiomycetes; Eurotiales; Aspergillaceae. The record is from RefSeq and is a predicted model, not a curated record. The transcript has 3 exons. Bases 1 to 5823 code for a protein of 1940 amino acids. Gene Ontology annotation, cellular component: endoplasmic reticulum exit site; ER to Golgi transport vesicle membrane. Gene Ontology annotation, biological process: autophagy; COPII vesicle coat assembly; Golgi organization.